GUGGUGUCAGCGCUAAAGUAUCCAGUGAAAUUCAAAUUCUUUUGAAUAUCUCAUCAUCUUCAGUCUUCCUCAGUCCUAGACAGUACUACCAGAAAAAGAGAAAAAAAAAAAAAAAAAAAAGUAGUGAGGAGAGAGAAAGCAGAAGAUCUUCAAAAAUGGCGGAGAGAGCAAGAGCUGGUCAAAAAUCUCACACAUCAACAGCUGAUCUACUCACUUGGACCGAAGCAUCUUCGUAUGAUUCACCUGCUCCUUCCUCCGCCUCUCGUUCUCACCAGCCGUCGGACGGGGUGAGUAAGGUGUUGUUUGGUGGUCAGAUCACUGAGGAGGAAGCUCAGAGUCUUGCUUCGAGGAAGCCUUGUUCCGGAUAUAAAAUGAAGGAAAUGACUGGAAGUGGAAUAUUUGCUGGAUCUGGUGAUGAUUCUACAACAGAAUCUGGUAGUGCUAAUCCCCAUUCUAAUAAAACUGGAUUGCGCGUUUAUCAGCAAGCUGUUAAUGGAAUUAGCCAGAUUUCUUUUAGUGUUGACGAAAGUGUGACUCCCAAGAAACCCACAUCUGUACCGGAAGUUGCAAAGCAACGCGAACUGAGUGGCACUCUAGAAGCAGAGGCAGACUCAAGGAUCAAAAAGGGAUUGUCAGAUGCCAAGUGUAAGGAGCUCAGUGGAAAUGACAUUUUUGGCCCACCACCAGAAAAUCCUCCUCGUUCAUUGGCUGCUGCGCGUUCAUUGGAGUCAAAAGAAAAGGACAUGGGAGAGCCAGCGCCGCGAGCUGUCCGGACCUCCGUUAGAGUUUCCAAUCCUGCGGGAGGGCAGAGUAAUAUUAUGUUUGGUGAUGAACCUGUGGUGAAGUCAUCAAGAAAGCUUCAUGAUCAGAAGUUCCAAGAACUGACUGGUAACGAUAUAUUCAAAGGGGAUGCACCUGAAGGGUCAACAGAGAAGUCUCUCAGCAAGGCCAAGCUGAGAGAGAUGAGUGGCAGCAAUAUAUUUGCCGAGGGAGAGAAAGUGGAACCCCGAGAUUAUUUUGGUGGUGUUCGCAAGCCACCUGGCGGGGAAAGCAGCAUUGCUUUGGUUUAACCGAGAUCCUACGCUGCUAACCAUGGCUUAUGGCUAUAUAUUGACCAACUUUUAUCUGUAGGAUCAAUGAAGGCUCUUCCUGCCUUCUAUGCCACUGCCCUUUGAGGGGUUUGUGAGCUAGUUAUAGUUAGCUUAACCAUCACGGUAGUAGGUUUUAGCUUUGUAACCUGAAUAAAUUAGCUUCAGACUAUGGCAUUAUGCCAUUAUGUUAAUUUUAAGGAUUUCUGCAUGCUCUGUGGCUAUAUUAGCAGAAUCCUCUUAUGUAUGAUUGUAUUUUACCUUCAAAUCCUCCUUUCAUGUAUGACUAUACGUUUACCGUCA
Molecule: messenger RNA, 1391 nt
Organism: Spinacia oleracea (spinach)
Lineage: Eukaryota; Viridiplantae; Streptophyta; Magnoliopsida; Caryophyllales; Amaranthaceae
Exons: 5
Coding region: 156-1070 (304 amino acids)
Source: RefSeq, a predicted model, not a curated record